Messenger RNA from Cuscuta europaea, 556 nucleotides. Lineage: Eukaryota; Viridiplantae; Streptophyta; Magnoliopsida; Solanales; Convolvulaceae. The record is from the annotation of a GenBank genome assembly.
GCGGCCAGCUAAACCAGAACCAGACUUUUUAUAAUGAAUCCGAUCACGCGAAAAACAAAUAUCAUAAGAGAAGACGCCAAAAGACCUCUCUUUGUCGAUGCUAUCACCCUUCUACUCCCAUCGGAGUUCUUCCAUUGAUUGCCUUCCAACUCUAACAUCUGACGAAGGCCUUUGGUCCUCUCACCUGCCUUGCUUGCCUUCGAACAUGGAUUCGUACAAGAUCCCUCUUUGGUCUAGGCUUGCUACUUCGUUCUGGGCUGGCCUCCUCAUUCGAAGAUGGAGAGGCCCUUCGCAAUGUAUGAGACGACGUCCUUCUUACCAGAGCUCGGGCAAGCCUUCUUUUAUUGACAUCGAGGCGGGGAAAGAUUGGCUUUAUUUCUUAUCAUACGAUAUUUCUUGUCCGAAGAGAAAGCAAGCUAUUGCGAAUCCAAUUCGUGCGUAGUUGUUGUCCAACCUCUCAAGAUUCACCCUUGCACGUACCUUUCAUUCCUGAAUAGGAUUUCUCUCCUUCUAUCGCUUACAUUUCGUUCUCUCAUGGGGCUCCAUGCACGCACAC